ACACGUCACUCACAGAGCGCCAGGACGCCUUCCUCCUCCCCUCCCCGCUUCCGUUCCACGACACAGAAACCCAACCGGAGGAGAUGGAACCCGCCGCGGCCGCCGUAGAGUCCCCUGAUCCGCCGCCGUCGCCACCCCUGGAGGGUCCAUCGCCGGCGGAGACAUCAUCAUCCCCCGCCGCUGCCCCGGGGACGCAAUCGCCGGCGCCGGCGCCUCCAGGUACGCGGGAGGUCGCAGCCGCGAUGGAGGCUGUGGAGAGGGACGCCGCCGCCAUCGCCGAGAGCUACGCGUCCCUCUUCGCCUCCCUCCGAGUCGCCCUCAACAACGUUACCUCGACGUCGGCGGAGAAUAUUGAAUGCUUGGGCGACGUCGUCGGCCGCCUCCAGGAAUCCGCACUUGAAGCAUCUUCAAAAGGAAAUAAAUACAUCAAUUCGUGCUUGAGGUUAAAUGAGGAAAUGAGAGGCUUGGAAAGCUUAGCUAUGCAACUAAAGACUCUACGAAAAAAUGUUGAUUCAUUAGAUUUGGCUGUCAAUCAGUUGCUCCGCCUCCCCUAGUCAGUGGAUAUUAUCAGUAGCUCAUAUAAGUGCUGCAGGUUGUAAGGAAAAUGAUACACCACAUAUAUGUCAUGUGUUUUAGUUCCAAGGCAACCAGCUGGUGGAAAUAUGAAGUGGCUUAUGCCAACAAAGGAGGACUUUCCCCUUCCAUGGCAUGAUAAAAUACUACUUACUCUUGAUUUGAUUUACGCUUCCAUCUUUUGUGUAUUUGUAAACAAUGCUAUGCAUUUGUUGAAAAACAACUUAUCUCGUUAUGAUGUGUGCAUGGAGUUACAUUUGUAAAUGGGUCAUUCAGCCCAUGGACUAUCUCUGUAAACUGGGGAUAAAUGAAAACAAAGAUUUUCCUGCUA
Messenger RNA from Setaria italica (foxtail millet), 904 nucleotides. RefSeq lists its product as uncharacterized. The record is from RefSeq and is a predicted model, not a curated record. Lineage: Eukaryota; Viridiplantae; Streptophyta; Magnoliopsida; Poales; Poaceae. Bases 84 to 554 code for a protein of 156 amino acids. The transcript is spliced from 6 exons.